AUGUCCACGUGGAAAGCGAGGCUCACCCAGAGACUGAAGCCUCCCUCGGGAAGGAUGCGUCUGUUCCCAUGCUCAGCUCUGCUCGCUUGCUUUGGGAACACCCAAGAGAAUGCUCCCUUUGACCAGGACAGCGCGGCCAAUCCCCAUCCCACCGUCCGCGCUCAGCCCAUGGGCACAGCGGGCAGACAGGGCAGACACUCAAGUCACCUGAGAGCGCAAGAAGGAGCUCCAGAGAAAAGGCGAGAUUCGGGCGCCUCUGCAGAGAGAAAUGGCAGUGCAAAUCGGGCUCCAAGUCACUGCACUGCCGUCCAGCCUGCCGAGACACCCAAGGCUGUGCCUGCAUCUCUGGAUGAUAAACCAGCCCGUGUAGCAGUUACUUUUCAGACUUCUAUCCCUAGACCGUCAAUUAUUGACAUGCCACAGGAAGAAGAAUUCCAAGAAGAACCUAAAUGCCUUGAGUUGGAACAGACGAUGACAUCAGACAGCCCACUUGAGGAUAUUGACCCAAAGGACUCACAUCCCAUUCCAAAAAACAUCAUGGCCGAGCCAGACUAUAUAGAAGAUGACAAUCCUGAACUAAUUAGGCCUCAGAAACUGAUCAAUCCUGUCAAAACAUCCCGGAACCAUCAAGAUCUUCACAGAGAACUUCUUAUGAAUCAAAAAAGGGGUCUUGCCCCUCAGAAUAAACCGGAAUUGCAGAAGGUGAUGGAAAAGAGAAAACGAGACCAAGUAAUAAAGCAGAAGGAAGAAGAAGCCCAGAAGAAGAAAUCUGAUUUGGAAAUAGAACUAUUAAAACGGCAGCAGAAGUUGGAGCAGCUUGAGCUCGAGAAGCAGAAAUUGCAAGAAGAGCAAGAAAAUGCCCCAGAAUUUGUGAAGGUGAAAGGCAAUCUCAGGAGAACAGGCCAAGAAGUUGCCCAAGCCCAGGAAUCCUAGGCUGAGUCUGCAGAGACCUUGUGCAUCCCCACCUGUCAGACACAGAGCUGUGUCUGCAGGUGCUUCCUCUGUGCUAAUCUCAGGGCAAAAGCCCCUUGAGAGAAUUCCAGCCAGCAGAGAAUUUUGACUUUAAAAAGGUUUUGGCUUGAUUUUGCCUACAGUCUGGGUGGAUAAAUUGCCUAUGACGCUUGCAGUUCCUAUGCGCCAAAUAAGGACAUUUGCCAGCACAUAAGUUGGAAUAAUGGACUUGUGUUCAAAAACAAAAACAAAACAAAAAAAGGAAAGGAAAAGGACACUGGAGUAAAUUCUUGAGAGUUGCCCUACUUGGUUUUUCUAUCAAUCCAAGUUUAGUGAGGCAGAGACAGAGCCUUUUUGUUUUAAAAGCUAAAGAAAAUGUGCUUAAUUCUUUUUGUUAUCUGUUAGAUAAUUUAGAUCACAUAGAAAUGUGUUUAA
Cynocephalus volans (Philippine flying lemur) is the source of this 1386-nucleotide messenger RNA. It is a transcript of the gene FAM107B, whose product is annotated as family with sequence similarity 107 member B. Lineage: Eukaryota; Metazoa; Chordata; Mammalia; Dermoptera; Cynocephalidae. The record is from RefSeq and is a predicted model, not a curated record. The transcript has 5 exons. Bases 1 to 933 code for a protein of 310 amino acids.